AGAUGUUGCUUAUCUAUACAAUUUAGGACCAGAUUGGAUGGAGGCAGAGAUAUGGAAUGAACUUGUUGCUUAUUGGAGUACACCAGAGUGGAGAAAGAAAUCAGAAGCUGGUAAAGCAAAUAGAAACGUAGAAAAAGAUGGGACUAUUACGAAACACUCUGGUGGUUCAAUAAAAUUGGAGGUUCAUGAGAAUAGAUUGGCAAAGAAGUUGGGUAGACAACCAACUCAACUUGAACUAUUUCGUGCAACUCACACAAAAAAGGGGAGUCAAGGUGUUUACAUUGAUGGAAAAUCACGACGAGUUGAUGGAGCUUAUUUGAGUGCAAUUGCUGAAAAUGUGAAUGACAAUUGUGAGAGUCCGUCUGCUUUUGAUUUGAAUAAGUGGAUUGAAAUUUCUGGAAGUAGCAAAUGAAGAGUUUAUGGUUUUGGAUCCUCUGAUAUUGCAAAAUCAGGAACUCCAACUACAUCUUUCUCAUGCACAUCAGCUCAUCCUGGAGGACCUUCUCAAACUAUGUUUUCUUUAGAGGAGGUUGAACAAAUAUUAGAGCAAAACCGAAUCAAAAUGAAACAAGACAUGGAGCAAAUGCAAGAGCAAAUGCAAGAGCAAAUGCGAGUGCAGAUAGAAAAACAGAUAAAAGAUCAGAUGAUAUCAUUGAAGAACAAAAAUAUAUCUUCACCGCAUAACACAACUGCAGAUUCAGAUGAUUCAACAAAUUCAUAGAUUAGUUUUAAAUUUUAUAAAUAUUGUUAAGUAUUAUGGAUUUCUUUUUAAUUUUAUGAACAUUGUAAAGUAUUAUGAAUUUAUUUUAAAUUUUAUGAAUAUUGUUAAAUAUUAUAGAUUUAUUUUAAAUUUUAUGAACAUUGUUAAGUAUUAUGAAA
Molecule: messenger RNA, 879 nt
Organism: Manihot esculenta (cassava)
Lineage: Eukaryota; Viridiplantae; Streptophyta; Magnoliopsida; Malpighiales; Euphorbiaceae
Exons: 3
Coding region: 38-412 (124 amino acids)
Source: RefSeq, a predicted model, not a curated record